Molecule: messenger RNA, 1398 nt
Organism: Oikopleura dioica
Lineage: Eukaryota; Metazoa; Chordata; Appendicularia; Copelata; Oikopleuridae
Source: the annotation of a GenBank genome assembly
AUGGCAAAUCAGAGUGCUAAAGAAUUCCUCAAAUACGUGAAUGCGAGUCCCUCGCCUUAUCACGCAGUCGCCGAGUCUGUCAAGCUCCUCGAAGCUGCCAACUACAAAAAAGUCUCAGAGAGAGACGAAUGGAAUGUGAAACCUGGAGACAAGUUCUAUGUUGUUCGAAAUCAGUCGAUGAUUACUGCGUUCGCCGUCGGUGGAAAAUGGAAGCCCGGAAAUGGCUUCUCAAUCGUCGGAGCUCAUACUGACUCCCCUUGUCUUCGCGUUAAGAAGAAAUCCGAUCAGUCUAAUCACGGCUCAAUCAAAGUGGCUGCAGAAUGGUAUGGCGGUGGGAUCUGGAACACUUGGUUUGACAGAGAUCUCAAGCUCGCUGGGCGUGCCAUGGUUCGCCAAGCCGAUGGAAAAGUUAAACAUCAACUCGUUCACAUAAACAAGCCGAUUCUAAGAGUCCCUAAUCUUUGCAUCCACUUGAAUAGGGGCGUGAACGACAGUUUCGGUCCAAAUAAGGAGACCGAAAUGGUCCCUAUUCUUGCCCAACAAGCUACUUAUGAGCUCAAUAAGCCUGCUGGGGAGAAGGAUAAUUCCUAUGGAAGUGGAACCUCUAUCAAGGGCAAACAUCACCCGCUUUUCAUCAAACUCUUGGAAGAUGAACUCAAAGUCAAAGCUGAGGACAUUCUCGACGUCGAACUUUGCUUUGCUGACCAUCAGGAGAGUUCCAUCGGCGGUGUAUUCGAUGAAUACAUCUUCUCUCCUCGACUUGACAAUCUUUGCUGCUGCUUUACUGCCCUCUCUGGUCUUACUGAUGCUGACAAAAAUCUCGCUGAUGACGAGCAGUGCCGAGUUGUUACUCUCUUUGACAACGAAGAAGUUGGUUCUGGCUCUGCACAGGGAGCUUGCACGAGCUUGAUGGAAUACAUGCUCCGACGAGUUUGUUCCUCCACUACUAACCCAACUGCUUAUGAACAGGCUGUUCCAAAGUCUUACAUCGUUUCUGCUGAUAUGGUACACGCUCUCCAUCCCAACUACCCAGAAAAGCACGAAAAGAACCAUCAGCCCCUUCUCGAUCACGGAGUUACAAUUAAAACCAACUCAAACCAACGAUACGCUACAACUGCAGUUACCGCUUCUCUUUUCCACCAAGUCGCCAACGCUGCCAACAUUAACAUUCAGGACGUUAUGGUCCGUAACGACUCCACAUGCGGCUCUACAAUUGGCCCGAUCUCAGCUCAAGGGCUCGGAAUGAGAACAAUCGAUCUGGGAGUGCCCCAGCUGUCAAUGCACUCUUGCCGAGAAAUGAUGGGAACCAAGUCCGUCGAGGAGCUGCGACGCUGCAUUGCUGUAUUCUUCGAGAAAUUCGCUGAGAUUGACCGAAACACUUCUGUCGAUGAUGAAUAA